AUGGCAAUUGACAAGGACUCCAACGGCCGCCUGACUGCUAUGGAGCUGCAGGCGGCGCUGCAGCUGGGCGGCCUCAACUUCAGUCUGGCUACCGUGGCUCACAUCAUCCGGAUACACGACCGCAGCAACAGCGGCUCCAUCACAUUCGAUGAAUUUUCAAAGCUGCACGAGUUCCUGACCAACGUGCAGCACUCAUUUGAGUACUUUGACCAGGACCGCAGCAACAGCCUCAGCUAUGACGAAAUAUUCAACGCCCUCACACAUGCGGGCUACCAGCUGGACCGUCCCGCGCUGCAGGCAGUCUUUCAGCGCUUUGACCCCAGCCGCAGCGGCGCCCUGGGCCUGACCGAGUUCCUCGCCCUCACGCUCUUUCUGCGGAGCGCCACAGCCACCUUCAACUGCUCCUGCUUUGGCUGA
Monoraphidium neglectum is the source of this 417-nucleotide messenger RNA. RefSeq lists its product as hypothetical. Gene Ontology annotation, molecular function: calcium ion binding. The transcript has 6 exons. The record is from RefSeq and is a predicted model, not a curated record. NCBI's taxonomy places the organism in Eukaryota, Viridiplantae, Chlorophyta, Chlorophyceae, Sphaeropleales, Selenastraceae. Bases 1 to 417 code for a protein of 138 amino acids.